CGUACCUGAGCUACGUUGCCUGCAGCGUACAGUCGGAGAGCAACACAUGUCCUAAAUUUCCACGUCUAGGUACGAACACAGUGACAUGAGCAUCGUGUCCUCGAGGCAACCACGACAACCCGCCUUUCGCGAACGCUAGAACGAAGCUGCCGCGCCGCGCUCUGCGUGGCAUGACCGAUAGGCCUCACCAUGGCCUCUGAAGGCUCGUCUUCGGCCGCGCGCCCUGCGCCAGAGGCUGCUUGUGACCACCUGUCCGUAAAUCUACAGGUGCUGUCGCCCUCAACCGCAGCGAACUCCAACCGACCCUUGGUGUUCCCUGGUCUCGCAGCCACGACGACCGUUGGACAGCUCAAGGAAAAGAUUCGCCAGGCUCUUCCUCUGAAGCCGAGCGAUUCUCAACAACGACUUAUCUAUCGCGGGCGAGUCUUGCAACCGGACGGGGAGACUCUCCUCGGCGUCAUCGGCGAGGAAGUCAUUCGCACCACCGAUCAGCAGACGAUUCACCUCGUGCUUCGAGAUGUCGCCGAACCCCAGCUCUCCACGGCCCCUACUCCGGCAGUCGCUAGGGGCACGAGCCCGGCGCCGCCGACUGCUCAUUUCCACCACGCCUUUGGCCAGCCUCACCAGGCACAUCACCACGGUAGUCAGCCUACGGCGGCAACCUUCACGAGACGAGCCCCGUUGCAUCCCGCCGCGAACAACCCCCUCCCUUUCGUGACGCCGUCCCAGAUACCCGCGAACUUGACGCCGCAGCAGCUCCAGCAGAUCCAGAUGCAACAGCACCAGAGCAUGGCCGCGUGGAUGAAUGGGCUGCAACGCGAGGCCAUGAACAGGGCCAUGGCACACCAGCAGAUCAAUCAGAAUCAAGCGAUGAGAGCCUCUGUGGGCCUGCAUGGUGCCGGCGACACACCCGCCGCCACUCCCAAUCCCGCGGAAACCACUCGCGGACGGGUCAGCCCGCUAAACAACCCAGACGUGCAAAUGUAUGUCAGGGAGGGUCUCAUGCCGAACGGCCAGCCGUACCGCGUAACAGUCAAUGAGACCUUGCUUGGCGGAUCGCUGAACGUCCUUCAACCCGGUGGCCAGAGCACUACGACGGCUCUGUCGCCUGUCGAUGUGCAGAACAUCCUCCGAGCAGCUGAUACCAACCAAGCGACUUUGGCCAUGACGACUGCCAUGCAGAGAAGCGCCUCCAGCACCUCUAUCGCCAACGGCGGUUCCUCCGUGGGUGUCACCACCCCUUACUACCCAACACCCGGUUCUAGAGCCAGCAGCAGACGGCCCACGCCUGAUCCAACUGCACGCUCAGUCAGCGGUGGCAGCAGUCACUCUGCGAAUGCUCAACGGCAAGCACAGUCUGGCCCAGAGGUUUAUAUCCUGUCCUCGCCCCAUGGCCCCCGAGCCAUCUUGAUCAACAACGCCACGGACUCCUACUAUACCCCUUCUGCCAGGAUGCCGCUUCAUAACACUUCAGCUCUUCACCCAACGGCCUCGGCUCUUGCUAGAAUGAGGGCUCGCCCCCAGAACAUGACCUGGCCGUCAGCUUUCGUGACGCCACCAGCCCAUCAGGAAGAGCAGCAGCCGCCGCAGGCCGCCGAGCCCCAAGCAGCUCAGGCGCAGCCAGAAGCUCAGCCAUUGCUUCAGCCCCAAGCACAACCACAAGCAGCCGCCGUGCCAGCUCAUCCCAACAACCCGGGCAUCGCCCCAUUGAUUGCCCAGAUAUGGCCACACUUCUGGCUCGUUGUUAGACUCGGUCUGUUCGUGUGGUGGUUCACGUCUCCCAAUGCUAGUUGGUCGAGAUUGUUCACCGUGGUGUUCAUUGCCGUUAGCAUAUUCGUCCUGAACACGGGCCUGCUUAACAAUCGCUUCGACCAGGCUGUGGGGCCCGUCAGGCGUCAUAUGGAGAAUCUGAUUCCCCUCGCCGCGCCGAACAACGCCAACGAACCCGUCCGUCCUCGAGAUGACCAACCGAUCGUUGGACCGAACGGGCAGCCGGACCCGACGCGCGCCGCCGCUAGACUGGUGGCGCAGCGCAGGCAAGACAAUGCGAACUGGCUCAUGGAUCAGGUACGUCGGCUUGAGAGAGCUGGACUUCUUUUCCUCGCAAGUAUUGCACCAGGUGUUGCGGAACGCCACAUCGCCCACCUUGAGGCUGAGGCUCGCGCGGAGCGUCUUAGAAGGGAGGAAGCUGAAGCUGCUGCCGCUGCCGCCGCCACCGCAGAGGCUGCAGCAAACGCCGAGCCCCAAAAUAUCGACGAGGCGGCCGAGGACGCCGGACGCAAUGAAGUGGAGAACAGAGACGAGGCUCGUAGAGAGACUCAUGGGGGAGAUCAGCGACAAGCGGAGGAACAGCAGGCUUUGUUGGCAUAGCGAGACAUAAAGUCCGGGAUGGGAUGGGACACGGGUUGUUGUACAGUACAGAUUACCCAGCGGACGCUCCGAGAACGUCCCUUUGUGCAUGGAGUCGGGUGUAGAGCGUUGGCAUCGGAACCAAAACAUCAAUGCAUCGUGCUUUUAGGUCAUCAAUAUUGUUCUUGCUUUUUGCGGAAGCCGCUGUCUACAUUUGUCGAGAGCCUCUAGUAACAAUUACAUCCAAUUUCGCCCACAAGCAGUGAACACUCCAUCGCCUCCUCACGAUAACCACAUUUGUCUAGCCCUCAAUUCAUCACCACCUACAGCUUCACCCAUCGGUCAGCCGUAAUGGUUAGUCGUCAAGGUCGUUCCUCACAAUCAGCCAGCCUUGCUCCCAAAUGCCUUCCCGCCCCCCUCAACUCGCCCUUCUAUACCCUCGUUGUCUUGUA
Molecule: messenger RNA, 2801 nt
Organism: Colletotrichum destructivum
Lineage: Eukaryota; Fungi; Ascomycota; Sordariomycetes; Glomerellales; Glomerellaceae
Product: Putative Ubiquitin-like domain-containing protein
Exons: 2
Coding region: 190-2370 (726 amino acids)
Biological process (GO): endoplasmic reticulum unfolded protein response
Molecular function (GO): protein binding
Source: RefSeq, a predicted model, not a curated record